Talaromyces marneffei is the source of this 1323-nucleotide messenger RNA. RefSeq lists its product as uncharacterized. Gene Ontology annotation, biological process: lipid biosynthetic process. The coding region runs from base 1 to 1323 and encodes 440 amino acids. The transcript has 5 exons. NCBI's taxonomy places the organism in Eukaryota, Fungi, Ascomycota, Eurotiomycetes, Eurotiales, Trichocomaceae. The record is from RefSeq and is a predicted model, not a curated record.
AUGGUUGACGCUAAGCAUCCAACCUGGAUACAAUCAUACGCACAACAUUGGGUUGUCAAGUCGUUGGCUAAGAUUAAAAAAGGUCGAGCCACAUUUAUCUGUCGAUAUGAAGAUGACACAAUAAUCGUCGUUGGCGAAAAAGACACAGCGGUACCCGAUGAGUUGAACGCUACGAUUUAUGUGAUAAACCCCAACUUUUGGACGAGAUUCUGCACAGGAUUGGAUCUGGGGACGUCCGAGGCUUAUAUGCUACAGGAAAUCGAGUGUGCGGAUUUGAGCAGGAUCUUCAACAUAUACUUCAAAAAUAAAGACUACCUAGGAUUUGGAAACCCUAUAUUACAAGCCGGUCAACGGUUGUCUCGAAUGUUCUGGAGUCCCUCGAAUGAUGUCCAGCAAGCACGGCUUAACGCGUCGGCACAUUAUGAUACAUCCAAUGAACUGUUCGCUGCUUUCUUAUCGCCCGAUAUGAACUAUAGUUGCGCCCACUGGACUACAGACCCUGCGGAAACACUACAAACAGCCCAGGAACGAAAGGUGGACACCCUACUCAAAAAGCUACAUCUUAAUUCAAACCAUCAUCUACUGGACAUCGGCUGCGGAUGGGGAGAUGUAAUGAUCAAAGCAGCCCAAAAAUAUUCUUGUCGAGUGACCGGUAUAACAUUAUCCAGUGAGCAGAGGUCAUUGGCAGAAAACAGGGUCAAGGAAGCAAAGCUUCAACAUCUUGUUUCCGUGCUCCUUUGUGAUUACCGAACAACUCCUGUGCCAGAAUCUGGCUAUGAUCGCAUAGUUUCUAUCGGCAUGUUCGAGCAUGUAGGUCGAAAAUACCUUAACGAAUAUUUCAGGACCAUUUCACGUUUAUUGAAUCCCACAACGGCCGUGCUUGUCAUCGACGGCAUUACAUUUACCAACAAGAUGCAUGAGUCAAGAUCACCAGUGGAUACUUUCAUUGGACGAUACAUCUUCCCAGGAGGCUACUUGCCUUCUAUCCAUUCGCUGACUGAAGCUCUACACAAAGGAUCAAAAGGGACUUUAGAAAUUACUCAUGUGAGAAAUAUCGGUCCUCACUACGGAAAGACUCUCCUUGCGUGGAGAAAUAACUUCCAACGGAACUGGGACACGAUCAUGGCGAAUUAUAUGAGGAAGUACCCUUCUGCAACUGGGGAGGACAUUGAAGCAUUUCGACGCAUGUGGCUGUAUUAUUUCGUCUCCUGCGAGGCUGGGUUUCGCUCCCGCGCUCUGGACAACUACAUCAUUUGCGCAGCGAGGACCCCCGAACCUGCCGUUUCCUAUACCAAUACGGCCUUUAGAGAGAUGUUGGAUUGA